Cuscuta epithymum is the source of this 1656-nucleotide messenger RNA. NCBI's taxonomy places the organism in Eukaryota, Viridiplantae, Streptophyta, Magnoliopsida, Solanales, Convolvulaceae. The record is from the annotation of a GenBank genome assembly.
CCAACACCCCUAUCCUGAGGUGGUGGCUCAAGAAGUUCAAAGGAGAGUUAAUGAAUCUGUGACGAGGAGAAGACUAUUGGCAGGGACGACAGAGAAAGACGAAUGCCUUACCGGAAACCCGAUCGACGACUGCUGGAAGUGCGACCCUGACUGGUCAAACAACCGCCAGAAACUGGCGGACUGCGCGAUAGGGUUCGGCGUAGGCGCGAUGGGCGGAAAAGGGGGGAAAUUCUACCUGGUCUCCGACUCGUCGGAUCUAGACGUCAUGAACCCGAAACAGGGGACUCUCCGUCACGCGGUGAUCCAAACGGAGCCGCUUUGGAUCGUAUUCUCAGCGGACAUGACGAUCAACCUGAAACACGAGCUGAUCUUCAACAGCUACAAGACGGUCGACGGCCGCGGCGCGAACGUGCACAUCACCGGAAACGGCUGCAUAACUAUACAGUACAUCACCAACGUGAUCAUCCACAACGUCCACAUAUACCACUGCCUUCCGUCGGGGAACGUUCAAAUACGGUCGAGUCCGACGCACGUCGGGUGGAGGGGGAGAUCGGACGGCGACGGCAUAUCCAUAUUCAGCUCGACGAAAAUCUGGAUUGACCACUGCGAUCUGUCGAACUGCACGGAUGGGCUGAUCGACGUGAUAAUGGGGUCCACCGCGAUCACCAUCUCCAAUAGCUACUUUACCCACCACGACGAGGUCAUGCUGCUGGGUCACGUUGAUGGGAACGUGCCCGACUCCGGAAUGCAGCGUUCAAUCACUUUGGGGAAGGAUGCGUGCAAAGAAUGCCAAGGUGCCGAAGAGGAUACAUUCACGUGGUCAACAAUGACUAUACCGAGUGGCAAAUGUAUGCCAUCGGCGGUAGCGAUCACCCCACCAUCAACAGCCAAGGCAACCGCUAUGUUGCACCCCUUGACGUUAACGCAAAAGAGGUGACAAAGCGGGUUGAGACAGACGAAACGGAGUGGCAAAAAUGGGAUUGGAGAACGGAGGGGGACAUGUUGGUCAACGGAGCUUUCUUCGUUCCCUCCGGCGACGGUCUCAGCAACGAGUACACCAAGGCCUCCAGUUUCGACCCUCACUCCGUCCUUUUCAUCGGCCAACUCACCGGUAACGCCGGCGUCCUCCCUGCACCUCCCACCAGAACGCCUCUAUCUUUUGUUAGCGGGACAACCAUUGGCGGAAAUAGUAACGGCAGUGGUCGAACAACAACGGGUGCUAACGGCAAUGGCUAUGUGAGGCCCACCACCAAUACUGAUCACCCAAUCGGAUGGUUCGAUUAUAACGGGGCUCCACGUGUCACAUCCCCUCCUCCUAUUGCAACGACCAUUUUCUUCUUCCCUCUUCUACUUAUUUUAUACAAUUUGUAGUAAUCAUCCACCAGUGUUUUAGGGAUUGUUACCAUAAAAUUUAAGAAAAGAAAAUGAAAUUUUGUCCGGAAUGGGACUCACCUUUUUGUACAUAUUUAGUAUAAUGCCCAGCUUGCAUUCACACAUGUAAUAUUAAUUUAUAAUUAUACUUGUAAUUGUUAUUUUUUUGUUCUAUAAAUAAAUAGAUUACAGCUCACACAUGUAGUAUUUUUUUUGGGCAGUUUGAGACCACUUUGUACACAGUUGGGCUGCUCAUAUAUACAGCCGGGUUUUAUUUUGAUGGAG